GCCGUGCUCCUCCGCGCAGGGCGGGUCCCGUCUGGGUUCUGGGGGUGGAGGCACUGAGCUUGGGCCGGCCAAGGCCCUGCACAGCCUGCCCCGGCUUGACUCAGUUCUGGGUGGAGACUUGGACCGAGGCUUGCGGAGAUCCACAGAUUCAGUGGUUUUGGCAAGCCGAAGGCGUGUCCACAUGCUUGAUAUUCUGCAUCUGUACAGACAUUAAACUCUGUACCUGUGUGAUGCCUCAAUCGGGCUCUUACCUCUGUGGCCAUCAUUUAAGUAACUUUGCAGAAUUUGGUGCUUGUCUGUUAAUAAAAUGGGCAUUAGACUAUAAAGAACCCCAAGCUUGGAAAAACUGCUUUUGAGUAACUUCAGAAGCGGCAGCGCGGGCGGGCUGCUCAAGCCAGCAAUUUCAGCUGUACCUGCAGCCUGUCAGUACACAAACAAGCACUUCUUAUGAUGACUCAGUAACUCUUCCACUGCCGGUGUGGUUUUGAGAUUGAAAAAUCCUCUGCUGGCUCACCUAUGCUUAAGGUGGGGUUUGUACCAGUAUAGUUAAAUCAGGCACAAUAACUAGUAUCUCUGUUUUCCUUGCUUCCUCCCCUUACGUGUAUUUCUUCGUUCCAGUCAAACAUCCUGGCGUACCCUGCAGGCUCAUAAUGUAGUCAGGAAGUGGUGUUUGUGCGGGUAUGUUUUCAUUUGCAGCAGUGAAAUAAUAACUGACUGCCUGUGUUUCUGUGUCCCCUGGACCUCAUACCCUCAGGUGGGAGUAUGAGCGAGUUCCGCAUUCACCACGAUGUCAAUGAGUUGCUCAGCCUGCUGCGUGUUCACGGUGGGGAAGGAGCCGAAGUCUACAUUGAUCUUCUGCAGAAGAAUCGAACGCCUUACGUUACCACAACUGUCUCUGCACACAGCGCAAAGGUAAAAAUAGCAGAGUUUUCUCGAACUCCUGAAGAUUUUUUAAAGAAGUACGAUGAGCUGAAGUCUAAAAAUACACGGCAUCUCGACUCUUUAGUUUAUCUACUGUCAAAACUCACAGAAGACAAAGAGACACUCCAAUAUUUGCAACAAAAUGCUAAAGAAAGGGCAGAACUUGCAGCAAAUGCAGCAACCAGUAGCAGCACAAAUUUUUCCAUUCCUUCGUCUACUUCCAAGAUAUCUCUGCAGGAGCUCGAGGAGCUACGCAAGCAGCUGGGCAGUGUCACAGCCAACUCCAGUGUGCCACAGCCUCUUGAGCUUACACGAAAAGUCCUCCGAGAUAAGCAGAACAAGAAGAAUUCUGGUCAGCCCAUUCCAGUAUUUCCAUCCUGGGUGUACGAGAGACCUGCACUUAUUGGCGAUUUCUUAAUUGGCACCAGUUUAAGCACUGACACAACGGUACCUAUAGGUACCUUGCCAUUAGCCUCCCAAGAAUCCAUGAUUGUGGAGGACUUGCUCUACGUUCUGAUUGGUGUGGAUGGAAGAUACAUCACAGCGCAGCCUCUCGUAGGCAGGCAGAACCGAGCGUUUUCAGUCGAUCCAAACUUGGACUUGUCCAUCAAAGAGCUGGUGACCAGGAUUCUUCCUGUAGCAGCAAGUUACUCUGCUGUCACCAGGUUUAUAGAGGAGAAGUCUUCCUUUGAGUAUGGACAGGUAAAUCAUGCUCUGGCUGCUGCUAUGCGGACUCUAAUCAAGGAAUACAUGAUACUAAUUACCCAGCUGGAACAUCUUCAGAGACAGGGACUUCUGUCACUGCAGAAACUCUGGUUUUAUAUCCAGCCCACAAUGAGGACCCUGGAGAUUCUUGCUUCACUCGCUACUUCUGUGGAUAAAGGUGAGUGCAUGGGAGGAUCAACCCUGAGCUUGCUCCAUGACAAGACUUUCAAUUACACGGGGGACAGCCAGGCCCAGGAGCUGUGCCUCUAUUUAACCAAGGCCGCCAGCGUUCCUUAUUUUGAAAUUCUGGAAAAGUGGAUAUAUCGAGGCAUCAUUAAUGAUCCAUACAGUGAGUUCAUGGUGGAGGAACAUGAGCUGCAGAAGGAGAAGAUCCAGGAGGACUAUAAUGACAAGUACUGGGAUCAAAGAUACACUGUUGUUCAGCAACAAAUACCCUCAUUCUUGCAGAAAAUGGCUGACAAAAUACUAAGCACAGGAAAAUAUUUAAAUGUUGUGCGAGAAUGUGGACGUGAUGUUACCUGCCCUGUGGCUAAAGAGGUCAUCUAUACUUUAAAAGAGCGAGCAUAUGUGGAACAAAUAGAAAAAGCGUAUAACUAUGCUAGCAAAGUUCUUCUGGAUUUCCUAAUGGAGGAGAAAGAGUUGGUGGCUCACCUAAGAUCUAUAAAACACUAUUUCCUGAUGGAUCAGGGGGACUUUUUUGUUCACUUCAUGGAUCUCACAGAAGAGGAACUUAAGAAGCCUGUAGACGACAUCAUAACUACGAGGCUAGAGGCUCUGCUUGAAUUAGCCCUGCGAAUGAGCACAGCCAACACAGAUCCCUUCAAGGACGAUUUAAAGAUCGACUUGAUGCCCCAUGACCUCAUUACACAGCUCUUGAGAGUGCUGGCCAUAGAAACGAAGCAGGAGAAGGCCAUUAUCAGUGCAGAUCCCACGGAGCUCACUCUCAGUGGUCUGGAAGCAUUUUCCUUUGACUACAUUGUUAAGUGGCCUCUGUCCCUUAUUAUAAACAGGAAGGCACUGACAAGAUACCAGAUGCUUUUCAGACACAUGUUCUAUUGCAAACAUGUGGAAAGACAGCUGUGCAACGUUUGGAUCAGCAAUAAGACGGCCAAGCAAUUCUCUCUGCAUUCAGCUAAGUGGUUUGCUGGUGCUUUCACACUGCGGCAGCGGAUGCUGAAUUUUGUACAGAAUAUCCAGUAUUACAUGAUGUUUGAAGUGAUGGAGCCAACAUGGCACAUUCUUGAGAAGAACCUGAAGUUGGCAUCUAAUAUUGAUGAUGUCCUGAGCCACCACACAAGCUUCCUGGAUAACUGCUUGAAGGACUGCAUGCUAACCAACCCAGAGCUGCUGAAGAUCUUCUCCAAGCUGAUGUCUGUCUGUGUCAUGUUCACAAACUGCAUGCAGAGGUUCACCCAGAGCAUGAAGCUGGAUAAUGAGAUGGACCGGCUCACCUUAGAGCAUGGCACAAUGCUGGGCCCGCCAACAGAGGAGGAGCGUGCUGAAGAGACUGCGAAGAAGAAGCUGACUAACAAGCUUUUAGCAGAGCAUGCCGACAACCUCCACCUGACAUCUGGCUUCGAAGCAACAAUCAACAAAUUUGAUAGCAAUUUCUCAACACAUCUGCUGGACCUGUUGGACAAACUCAGUGUUUACAGCACCAAUGACUGUGAGCACAGCAUGCUCAACAUCAUCUACAGCAUCUGACAGGGCUGACCAGGAUUCCUGGUAACAACCAUUGCAAACACUGUUUUGUGAAGUAUUCCAGCAGGAGACUGGGUUCCAGUUGUCCUUUACUUCUGAGAACUUCUUGACCAGCAACUACCGUGCAUUUACACAGCUCCUGUCCUCCUGUGUUAGUAUCUGCUGCUGUAUCUGAGAUGUGGUCACACAGCUGAGACCAAGGUUGAACACUAAAGCCUGUCAUCCCUGUUACCAUGGGUGCUUCCAGGAGUGGAGUCUAGCCCACCAGCUAGAGAACUACAUGUCUUUGUCUUCUUCCUUGUACCAUUGUACUCCUUAUUUAAGGAGGACAGGGUAUACUCAUAGGCAUCUGAAAGGAAGUGCAGUGCCACAGGACUGCUUGCUGCUCUGAACUCUCCUGCUUCCAUUCCCUGUCAGAGCAGGAGCCUAUCUUCCUACCACCAGAACUGCCCUUGUUGGUUGAUACUCAGUCCCUGAAAUGGGAAGGUAGGUGAAGACCCCUUCUCCACAGUCCUAGUAACUCUGAUUCACUCCAUUUCUGAAGUGUCAGAGUCAGAGAUCUCCUUCUUAUCUUGGAAACUCUUCCAAAACUUUUUCUGUGGCUGUAAGUAGAGGCCCUGACUGUACAAGUGAUUGCUGUUCCUUUCAGGCCUAACCAGGACAGCUAAGUCUCUGCACAUCCUUUUAGGAAAUGAUGGUGCAGCUGAGCAAGGCAUUCUCUACAUUUUAUGUCAGCCUUCAUCUGCCUGGGCAUCUCUGUUCAUCAUCAUUGAACUGUUGUAGAUUGCAGGCAGGGUCCCUCUGUAGAAAAAUUGACAGGCCGAAGGUAUUAAGCUCUUAGGGUCCCCUUGCUGCCAUCACCCCUAGGUGUCACAGCAGCAUACAGAGUUAGGCUAAAUUCAGGGAUCAAGACCACAAGCAGUUGAGUCAUCCAGGCAAGAACAUUUGCUCCUCCUCAGUGCUCCAGCCCUGCCGCCUUCUUUAUCAAGCACGCACAUUUUUAUCAUUACCAGUACAAAUUCUAACAGAUGGGCUUUUUUAUGAUGCUCCAUCCAAGAGAUCUUAAUGGCAACUAACUCCAUGAUCCAGCUGCUUGGACAUCAUUCCAGGUGGCACAGGGCAUGGCCAACACAGUGUUGAAGACCAAGUUGCCUGCUCCUUUAAUAGAAAAGCAUCAUAACCGCACAGUCCUUGAGUCUUGUAAAAAAUGUGUGGAAAUCGUCCCAUUGGUGUGAUCACCCAGCUCAAUCCAAGGUUGGAGUUGGUUCUCAGGUUACUCAAGAAGUCAACAACGUCAAGUCCUCUACCAGUCUUUACGCCAUGCAGCAGCAGAAGUCCCAUGGCCUUCCAUCACACUUUAUCACAUGUGAUGCCAGACAUUCAUGUAAGGCCUUUUCUGGCAAUAGCUCAGGUGGUGGCCUCCUUCCAGCACUGCUCCUACACUUACCAUCAGAGGUUCACCCCUUUUAUCGCCUCCCCACCCUUGUGUCAACUUUAUGCUUCUACCAGGACGGUGGGACAAACUGAUGCUGCACCAUGGAGACUGGCUGUGUAUCUUGUUCAGUUGUGGGUCCAUGGUGCUAUGGAGCACGGUGCCAUGGUGCAUGGAGCUAUCUUCUACCAGAUGCCUUUGUGUUUCACAGACCACAUGCAGGGUUAGCUGGUGCUGGAGCUGGCUCUUCCAAAUAUGGAGGGGUUGGGUUUUGCAGUGAGUACUUCCUGCAUCAGGAGAAAGGGGAAGUAUGGUGAUUCAGGCAGGUUGUGAGAAAACAAAAUGUUUCAGUUAGCAGUUUGCAACCGAGAGUGGUGACCAGCUAUUCAGAAGAGGGUCUGAGUCCUUUGCCCCCUGGUAUUUCCAUGCCCCAGUUCUGUUCAAGGGCUGCAGAGGAAACACUGGGUCUUUAUGCCAUCAGGACUGGCAUCACCAUCGAGUCCCCCAGUUUCGACUGUCUGGGACCACAUGAGUCUUCACCAAGAUGUUGGACGUAGCUGGACCUUUACUGACAAACCAGAUGUCCCCACUUCCUUGACUGAAAUACUGCAUGCUAGCAGGCCAUGCAACAGAACAUGUCUUCCCAUUCCUACAGGCUGCUCGGUAACGUUUUAAAGAGUGGAAGUCCCACGGUGAGUGCCCAGACGUGACAUUUAGCUCUCAUUCAGUCUGUAGAGAUUAUUGGAUCGAGUCCCGGACUCUAUGGCAACAGGAACCCAAGAACUGGAGCGGAGACAGUUGCCAUCUGAAAUAACAUAUUUGACAGAGACGGAAGAGUUUAUAAGACAUACCGGUCUUUUCUUAAAAAUUAUAACCUUUUUAUAUGACUUCUUUUCAAGCAUGAUAGUCAACAGGUACGAUAGAAGACAAACCAUCCCUUUUAUUCGUAACUCUGGUUCCGUGCUUUCAUUUAUGUGAUCCUGGUUAAUAUUUAUUCAGUUUACAGUACUGAGUAACUGGGGAACAAUCAUGGUAUUUGUAGCACCAAACAACAAAAGACAGAGAUCCAGAGGGUUUCCUUCAACAUGGGGAAGCUCACACGUAACUCGCAGAUCUUCAGUGUGCUGAAGUCCUGCUCAGGUGCCUUGGCUCCAUCACUAGCAGUGCUGACAGAGGGGCGGCAACCGCAGAAAAUCUCCAGAAUCAGCCCUUCGCAUCCCAGUAAUGAAAAGGAGAAGAAUUACAGCUUAGAGGCCUACGUCAAAAGGAUUACUUAAUUCCAAAUACGUAGAAAUCUUACCCAUCAAGUGCUGUUAACACUCAUCGGAUAUCCUUCCUUUAUCAGUUUGGAGGAAACAGCAAUGACCGAGCUUUAGAGUAAGACCGGUAGGACAUAUGAAGUGAUGCAAACCCCAGUGAAUAACAGUUCCAGCCACAAAACAAGAAACUGAAGCGUAAGCAGAGUUUGAGGAAGCACCACACAAGUACUUCAGAGAUGGUUAUCGAAGAUCAUUUAACCCUAAAAACAUAGCUGAAAGGGAAGCACAUUGAAAUCUGCAAAGCAGAUCCUCAAAGCGGGGAUGUGGAGGAGUCCUGGCUUGUAUUUGAAUCAAAGCUUGGUAAAUAUGCCUGCCCCAGUGUCAGGCUUCCUUUGUACAACACUUAAAGGACGGGAGGAAUAAAAGCUUUUCAACCAGGAGAGAGCAACAGAUAAAUUCCAUCUGUCGAGGCUCUGUUUUCUGCAGUCACCAAAAAAUGUCAAGGAACAAUUUGUUGCCGUUUGUGUAAGGUUGUUAAGCAACAUGAAGCUCAAAUAUUGUGCCCAUUCAUUUAGUAUUGGAGCAACUUAAUUUGAGAAAUGGAGAGAGUAACUUUUGUGUGAUUCACAGGCUUAUACUGACUGUUGCUUAGCGUUCCCAGGACACACGUUUUUAAUGCCACAUCUUAGUUGGCUGUCUAGUGCAGAGAUCUGCCUAAGGAAGGCCAAAGCAGGCAUGGAGCGGGGUGGUUUUGUGGCGUUGUUUUGGAUUACGAAGGAGACGGGAUUGUGAUAUUGCUGAUGUUGCCCGCUUUGGAGAGGCAUUCACAAGCAUCAGCAGUACUUGUGAUUUUGGCUGAGCGCCUUCCAACCAGUUACUUAUCUUCUUGAAUCGUGAAUCUAUUUGAAGCAUAUUCGUGUUAGCAAGGAGGUAGUGGUAAUGGAAACUGCAACUUUUCAUGGUGGUUAUGGUGGAUAGCAUGGUGGAUUACAUAUGGGAAUUAAUACUGGAGUUCAGUGGUUGUGAACUGUGGUAUUAAACCGUGGUGGGAAGUGGCCAGGAAGGUGCAGAGAUGGAGGAGUCCUCACCCUUGACACCUUGUCCCCAAGUGACAUGUCUCCAGGGUUGUGUGGUCAAGCUGUGGCUCUGGAGAAGAAGCUAUGAGCAAUUGGUCCUUCCCAAUGUAUUUUGGUCCUUCACGAUGUAUUUUAUACACCUGUAAAGAACAGGUGAAAUUUAGCCUGUUGUCAAGGGACAAGCACAGAAGAAGUGUCACCAACAACACCCGUGGCACAGUGCAGACAUCCCCAUCUCACUCUGAACAAGCCACUGUGUCCACCCAGCCCGGGGCAGUCCCAUGCAGGGGUGGCAGGUCUGGAGCUCGCUGCGGUGUGGCCAUGUUCAGCUGAUGCCCCAGGAGAGGUUUCUCCUCCGGGGCCGUGGUUGGGUAAGGGCAAGGCUAUGCUCAGCAGGGUGGGCACGGGGAGCGCGGCCGCUUGAGAGGUCUGUGCUGCGGAGCAGAGCCCCUUGCUGCCCAAGCAAGCACCCUCCCCUUCUCCCCACCGCGAGACUUGCUUUGCUUCACACUCCUCAUUUCAAAGAACUUUGUCCUAAAAUUCGUCUGGCCUUAUGAAGGAGUUUAUGUCGUUGGAUCCCCUUGCUGCCCGUGAGUGCCUCAACAAGCACGUGCUCUGCGGCACUUGCAGCACCGGGCUCUCGGGGGCCCUGGGCAGCGUGUUUGGCUUGCUGCGUGCCACUCAAGUGGUGUUGAGCCGGCAGGCUGCUGAAA
Molecule: messenger RNA, 7828 nt
Organism: Egretta garzetta (little egret)
Lineage: Eukaryota; Metazoa; Chordata; Aves; Pelecaniformes; Ardeidae
Gene: TUBGCP2
Product: tubulin gamma complex associated protein 2
Exons: 17
Coding region: 763-3351 (862 amino acids)
Biological process (GO): meiotic cell cycle; mitotic cell cycle; cytoplasmic microtubule organization
Cellular component (GO): spindle pole; centrosome; gamma-tubulin small complex
Molecular function (GO): microtubule minus-end binding; gamma-tubulin binding
Source: RefSeq, a predicted model, not a curated record